Messenger RNA from Spizellomyces punctatus DAOM BR117, 1364 nucleotides. RefSeq lists its product as uncharacterized. The transcript has 2 exons. Gene Ontology annotation, molecular function: copper ion transmembrane transporter activity. Gene Ontology annotation, biological process: copper ion transmembrane transport. The record is from RefSeq and is a predicted model, not a curated record. The coding region runs from base 49 to 1140 and encodes 363 amino acids. Gene Ontology annotation, cellular component: membrane. NCBI's taxonomy places the organism in Eukaryota, Fungi, Chytridiomycota, Chytridiomycetes, Spizellomycetales, Spizellomycetaceae.
AAACGACCUCUUUCCCCCAGUCAUUUUCACCAUUUGGCCUUGCAGACCAUGCAGCAACACAUUCUUCUCAUCCUUCCCUUCCUGGCCCUCGCUCUCGCGCAAACAGCAUGCCCGACAACACCUACAGACCCAAAUUGCGCGUCUUUCCGGCUCUCGGACAGCGAUGCGACGUCGCUGGUUGACACUCUCUGCCACCAAAUGAGUGGGAUGCCAGGUUGCACCCUCCAACAACAGUGUGCGUCUGGCAAAGUGCCGCAGCAGUAUUGCUCACCAAUGUCGUUGUACGCGGACAUUUGCGCGUCAGACAUGCCGUCUAUGGGCUCCUGCAAGACUUUUGUCAACAUGUGCGGUAACUCGACUACCAUGGCGUCAACAGUCAAUGCUCAGUGCAAAGAACCGACCUCGGCCGCACUGCCCAGUAUCCCGACUAGUAAAAUCGCCACACAAAAUAUUCGUAGCAUUUGCACUGAAAUGAGCAUGCCUGGUUGUGAACAAUGUUCCAUUCCAUCCGAUACCGCUGGUUAUGCCCAAUGCGAUUUGCUCGGAACAUAUUCCCUACUCUGCAAAGCAAUGCCUGAUAUGAGACAAUGUGCAGACUGGAAGCAAAUGUGUGCGGCGACACCUGGCUUGUCACUUUGUUCAACGAGCUCAGACGGUGGUAACAACGAUCCCCCCGUCAUGAAAAUGUUCUUCCAUACUGGCAUCGUAGACUAUGUUCUCUUUGAAAAAUGGGUUCCCCGCACCAGCGCUCAGUACGCUGGAACAUGGUUUGCCGUCUUUUUCCUUGGCAUCUUUUAUGAAGCCUGGCAAGCCUUUAUUGCAACCUACGAAGCCAAACGUCUCUAUGGCCGAUCAUCCUCGGGUUUUCCUUCAUCCUCCAAAAGCGAACUCGUCCUUAGCGCCAUUGAUGAAUCCAGAUCGGAACGGGUCAAGAGGGCCCUUGUGCGCGGAGUGGCAAAGUUUGUCACGGUUACGGGAGCGUAUGCAUUGAUGUUGGUGGCCAUGACAUUCAAUGUCGGCUUGUUCUUUGCGGUGGUAACGGGUUUAGCAGUGGGUGCAGCCAUAUUCUCUGAAUGGACAAGAGCAGCUGUGCAGGCUGCUGUACUAGGUGAAGCCAGUGGGGAAGAGUUGUGUUGUUAGGGGCUAUGUCGUUCGGCACUAGGAGGUUUUGCUGUUCCUUUGAUUCGGUUGUACAUAUUUGUAUGAGUUUUUUUUUCCCCCAUUUUUCGUGCUAGUUGGCGUACGCUAUAUUGUUUAGUGAAUAUUAUACUUCUGCGGCGUACUUGUUGGAAAGUCAAACCCUUAGUCAGGCAACCGUAGGACCAGCAGCUACUUCAUUUCACUGCUCUCAAGCACCAUCUCAC